Messenger RNA from Thyridium curvatum, 2634 nucleotides. RefSeq lists its product as uncharacterized. NCBI's taxonomy places the organism in Eukaryota, Fungi, Ascomycota, Sordariomycetes, Thyridiales, Thyridiaceae. The transcript has 5 exons. The coding region runs from base 1 to 2634 and encodes 877 amino acids. The record is from RefSeq and is a predicted model, not a curated record.
AUGGCUCAAAAACAAGACCCUACGCACGACAAGCUGUCCUUGGAAGCUGAAGAUCUACCAAACCUUGGUAGCGGGGACAUUUACUUUCGAAACCCACAGUCUGAUGAAGAUGUCACCUCACAUGACUUUCAUGAUCCGGAGCUCGGCUUCUUAUUCGACGAGCGUUUUAUAAAUCUCACGGGCGAAACUCUUGCCCCAUCUCAGCCACCUUGCUCCGAUUCUGGUUCACCUCGGUCACCUUGCUCCGAUGUUGGAUCUACCGCGGAGCAGAAGCAACGGGCGGAGAAAGAGAUCAAGGCCAGAUUCAUGAGUAGCAGUUCCCGAGAUCAAAGUAUUCACGGGCCAUAUAUCGAUGAGCCGGACGCCAGCAUACCGGCCUUAGGAAGGGAUGCUGGGAUCACAAGGUGGCUCGAGGAUGUACUACCAACUAGUCCAGACUCUCUACCCCCAGAGGUACCACCGACGUCCUUCGACACGGCGAACUUUCUAAGGGAAGUUCCACUGGGCAACUCGACACGAAACAACACUUUGUCCAAUCAGCUCUACUUUGUCGAGGGUGGCGGCCCAGUCACAAUGAUGGAUGUGCAGCUCAUGCAUCAGUCUAAUACCUUUUGGAAUGAUCCGCCGAUUUGUCCCAGCAUAAUCAACAACGCCGACGACAACCGUGUACAGCCAAAGACAUCAGCGGAUGCCAUGUGGAGGUUCGAGAGGCUCUGUCGCAAACUCGAAAGUAGCAGUUGCUCGAAGGCAUCUACAUGUGGUACUAGACGAGGUUCUUUGCCAGAUCUCGCACCUGACGAGCUCACUAUGGGGAAUGUUCUUAUGAAGACCUCUAGCGGGCCCUACUCUGGAGGCUCUAAUGGGAAGAUUUCUAUCAUAGGCACUCUACGCUAUGCCUCAACGCUAUCUGAGAAAGGAAUGAAGCGAAAGAGGAACGACGAUGCACCAGAAUUGUCAGCCUCGUAUGCUAACCCGAGGUUGGAAAUGACGAGGAGGAGGUCUCAGGAAAUUGAACGAUAUUCGGAAAUCCGCAAGACUCAGAAUUACCCAGAUCCCUCCAUUUUGAGUCUUGACGAUCCGGGACCUGCGCAAGAUGACCUUCCGGCCAUCUUCCCUGGAGAAACUGCAACUUCAGCCCUGUUCCUGCCCCAUACCUCGACUCAGAUACCACUACCUACUGCUGCCAUCCCAUCAUCACGAGCUGACAAGGGCAGAGAUGAGGAUCAUACUGCCAUGCUAUCCCAGGCCAGUGUGCCUGUAUCACGUGAGGCCCCAGAGCAUCCCGCCCUAGAGCAAGUUGGGUUCGCCAGGUUGCGCGUGGAUAUUGUUUCUUUAUCGAAACGACUCCAAAUCACCUGUCAAAAUGAUGGUUCAGAUGCCUCCUUAUCUGAUGGUGAGGAUGAGACUGGUUGUAGCCAAGCGAAUCGCGAUCCGUCAAGUGCUCCAGGCGGUACUCCACUUGCCAACCCAGAAACCGGGACAUCUUCGGGGCAGCCUGACAGCAACCGUUCCCGAGACCGCAGUCGCGACGAGGAUUCUAACGAAGAUGGUGGUAGAGGACAAAAGAGACGACGCAUGUGUGCCACUUCUGCAUGUGAGCGACCAAGUAAUCUCCCACGGUUUGCCUGUCCUUAUCAGGCCUACGAGAAACAUCUGGGGUGUCUUAGAAAAAGACACAACAACCCCGAAGGCGGUUGCAAGAACAUGAGUCGCUUAAAACAACAUUUCAAUCGACGACAUAUGAUGACAACUCGAUGUCCACGAUGCUGGGUAUCCUUCGACAGUAAAGCCCAGGAAAGGAGUCAUCAGGAGAAGGAGAAAUGCGUGGAGAGAGAAAAGCCUACAAGUGAGCGAUUCAUGAGCACCCAACAUGAGAAGGAGUUGGAAAGCGGCAACCAGUUUGAGUCUGAAGAGGCACAGUGGUGGCACUUUUUCCAACUCCUCAUUCCGAAUCAGUAUAAUCGAGAACUUUCGGAACUGAAGACCCAGUUCUCUCCAUAUUAUGUUGAUCCCGAUAUAAUCCUCACAAUCCCGGCACUAACGUUCACCAAUCCGGUUUUCAACUCAGGUGGUCUAUCAGCACCACCAGGCACUUCAGCCUGGUCACACAAUAGCGCAGAUCUCUUAGCGUCUUCGACGCCCUUCAACAUCCCUCAAUCCUCACCAAGCGAGCCCGCCGCGCUCUUUUCACAAGACUUCUCUAUGCCAUUGUAUCAAGGCUCCGCUCAGUCAUUAGGAGUGUACACCCCUCUGGAGCCGAUUUGGGACGACAACACUCAUGCAUGCUCAACGCUGGACCCGGCCUUGGAUAUGUUGAAUACAUCUACCAUACCGACGUCCAGUUCAUCAAUGCCCAGUCAAGCGCGGGCAAAUGAUAGCCGGAACGACACGGCAUCGCAUUCGCAGGGCCAGAACCGCACGCAGCGGAAUUACGACCGCCUGAGACAACAACGAUUACGAGCGGAAACUGAGAACAGACAAUUGAGGGAGCGCCGAGAUGCCAACAGGUCCGAUGUCGAUCGCGCCCACGAGAUUGUGGAUGAAAUUCUCUGCCAGGAGCAAAUUCCAGAGGUACUCUAUGCGAAAAUUUCACUGUUGUCUGAUAUACUAGAAACGAUCAGGGGACGUUUGUAG